Carica papaya (papaya) is the source of this 2046-nucleotide messenger RNA. Its product is annotated as TPX2 (targeting protein for Xklp2) protein family. Gene Ontology annotation, molecular function: microtubule binding; protein kinase activator activity. Gene Ontology annotation, cellular component: spindle; nuclear microtubule. The record is from RefSeq and is a predicted model, not a curated record. Gene Ontology annotation, biological process: mitotic spindle assembly; activation of protein kinase activity; regulation of mitotic spindle organization. NCBI's taxonomy places the organism in Eukaryota, Viridiplantae, Streptophyta, Magnoliopsida, Brassicales, Caricaceae.
UCACAUCCCCUGUGCCCAAUUCUCCCCAAUCUUAAACCCAUUUCAAAUUCUUCUUCUCUCUAUCCCAAAUUUAUCUUCUUGCAUCCCCGAUCACCAUCAGCCGCAUUCCUUCACCUUCCUUCUCACAAAACCCUCCAUCUGCAAUUCUCUCCUCAUAGAACCCACCUUCCCAAAGGAGAAACCCAAAAAGAAAGGAUACACUCUCCUUCUUCUCCUCCCCAACAAAUCACCCGAUCCUCCUUCUCCCUAAUACCACUCGGUGAGCCCGAAUCCAGAAGCGGUUAAGUGAAAAGCGGCACCAAAUCGGUCUAUAGUCUGCGUAAACUCGUCAAUGGAGUCGCAUUCGGCAGUCAAGAUUCCAAAAGCAGGGACUCCAGUCAAAGACCCACAUGGGUCUCAAGGAAAGAUUCAAGAAGUUACCAAAUUGUCUGAGAACUCAAAUCCAAAUAUUUCUCGUUCAAGCCCUGUCAAACCCACAAAUUCACCACUAAUCAAAUCUGCAAAAUCCCAGAAACCUGCUCAUAAAAAUCCCAGCGCAAACCCGAGCGUUUUCUCGCCAAGAAACAAGAUCAGAGAAAGAAAGUUCGUGGUGGCCAAGAAGAAUCCGAAGAAGGAGAAAGCCGGAGCGAUUUCAAAGAUUGAUUGCAAGUGUAGAGAGCGGUUCGGCGGUAAUUUGAAGAAAUGCCUCUGUGUAGCUUAUGAGACCUUGAGGGCAUCGCAGGAGGAGUUUUUCAAGAACCGGGGUGGUGCGGAAGAUGAUGGGGAAUUCGAUUUUACAGAAGUAGAGGCUUGUGAAGGAGUAGAGAAUGAGGGUAAAGAAGAGAUUGAGAAGAGCCUGGGAAACGGAAAUGGGCACGGAUCUGAUGAUCAAGACCCAUGUGAAAUAAAAAAAACUCCAAUGAUUAGUUUCACAAUCAAGAGGAGGAGGGAGAGAUUGCUUGAAGAAGCAAGGAGUAGCGUGCCUGAAUCAGGGAUGGUGGCGCAUUUGGUUCAGGCAUUUGAGAAGCUUAAAACAAUACCCAACUCCAAAGAAUUGGAUACGGUGGAAGAGAAGGAGACAGAAGAGAAAGACGCAGACGAGAAGAACAUUUUCACAAAGAAGAUACCGAAGUGGGCACUACCCGGUCUUCAACCACCUCAGGUGCCUGGCACUGAGACACAAGUCUCUUCUUGCUCUUCGUUUUGCCCAUCAGAUUUGUUGUUGACUGCAGAGAAUCUUGGUCUAGAUCCUCGUGCUUCGGUUUCUUCUUCAUGGGAUAGUAGCCAUGGAAGUGUAUCAAGCAGGACUUCUAAUGGGGGCCGGAGAAGCCGAAGAAAUAGCGCUGAAUCUUGUGCGACAAUGGGAGGAGGGAGGAGAUGGAAGAAGCAGCAGCAAAAAAUUACUUGCCAAAAGCCGUUUAAUCUAAGAACUGAGCAAAGGGGAAGAGCAAAGGAAGAAGAAUUUACGAAGAAGAUUCAGGAGCUGAUGACUGAGGAGGAAAAGCUGCGUAUCCCCAUUGCACAAGGUCUUCCAUGGACCACAGAUGAACCAGAGUGCUUGAUUAAACCUCCAGUGAAAGAGAACACAAGGCCUGUAGACUUGAAGCUCCACAGUGAUGUACGGGCUGUAGAACGUGCUGAGUUUGAUCAUCAGGUAGCUGAGAAGAUGAGCUUGAUUGAGCAAUACAAAAUGGAGAGGGAAAGACAGCAAAAGUUGGCUGAAGAGGAAGAAAUAAGAAGGUUGAGAAAGGAGUUGGUUCCCAAAGCACAGCCCAUGCCUUACUUCGACAGGCCAUUUAUUCCCAGAAGGUCAGUGAAGCAUCCAACGAUUCCUCGAGAGCCAAAGUUCCACAUGCCAGAACACAAGAAGAUCAAGUGCUGUCUAUCAUGGAAUGAUUCCUACACAUGCCAACAGAACUAGACUUAGGGCAAUUGCUAUUUGAUUUGUUGAUAAUUUCAUUAUAUUGUUUUCCUUAAUAAUGCCUCUUUCCUCUUAUGCGUUCUAUGUGGUUUUCAGAAAUUUUGUACAUGAAUGAAAGCAACAAUUUAGUUGCAAAUCAUCUUUUU